Lactuca saligna is the source of this 2508-nucleotide messenger RNA. Lineage: Eukaryota; Viridiplantae; Streptophyta; Magnoliopsida; Asterales; Asteraceae. The record is from the annotation of a GenBank genome assembly.
GAUCUAUUCUUCAUUCAGAUGGCAAGCUCAUCAAUCCAUCCUCCUCCACAUGCUUUAGCACAAAUACAAGAAGACCUAAAGUACUUAUAUGCAUCAAAUACUAAUGUUUCUAACUUUGUCUCUGUGAAGCUUUCCAGCUACCGUAAUUACCAUCUGUGGAAGACACAGAUGUUUUCCCUCAUGGAGACUUACAAUCUGUACGGCAUUGUAGAUGCAACAUUUACCAGUCCAAGAGGUUUGAGCCCAGAGAUGGAGAAACAAUAUAAUAUUCUUGUCAAAGGUUGGAUCUUGGCUUCAAUUAGCGAAGAGGUCCUUGGCACUGUUGUUGAUCUUGAUUGUGCCAAAGAUGUCUGGGAGAAACUGAAAUCAUUCUAUGAUCAUACAACCGCAACUCCAGUUUAUGAAGAACUUUCGCUCAAUCGAAAAAGGAAGCAGAAACAGAUAGGAGAUAAAGUUUUGUCAGAAGAGAAUAUCACAAUUUCAUCCGAAAUACAAACAGUCGAUGAAGACAUAAAACGAAAAGGAAAAAACAAGAUCAUACGCAACAUGAAGUUGCGUCAAGCAAUUGCGGAAGGAAAUUGGAGGGAAGUAGAGUCCAAACUAUCAUCGAGUAAAGGCGCAGACAUAGAGCUCAUAGACAGUGAUGGGAACACCAUGCUUCAUAUAGCCGUUGGAUUACGUCGUAACCGUAUACUCAGACAUUUAUUAGAGUUUACAGACGAAGUAAACUUACGGAUAAUGAGAAAUUUUGAUGGAAACACACCCCUGCACAUAGCUGCAAUCGUUGGCAACACAAAAGCAGCAUCACUCUUGGUAAAAAAAAACAGAAGAUUGUUGGAAAUUACAGACCAUAAAGGUGAAAUACCUUUAGACAAAGCUUAUGAAAAUAUGCAUCUUGACACCAUAGAAUAUUUGUUGAAAGCUGCGAAUGAUGUCGAUGGAAAAUCCAAGGCUGGUGUAAAAGUAGGCGUUAACCUUCUUGUUAAUGCUGUUACUGCAAAGCAAUAUGACUUAGCAACACAGUUAGUCAAGAAGUCUCCUGAAUUUGUUGUGGAAAAUGAUAAUAUACUUCUGGCAAUAACUAGAACUUUUCCAAUGGGGCUGGAUUACUGGGAAAUGCUUAUAUAUCCAAAUAUGGGUGAUAUUUGUGAAAGGAUAGUCAUGAGAGCCAGGGACUCGUUUAAAGUAUUAGUAUACUACUGCAAAGACAUGAUGUGUAUAAUAGAAGAUGUACAUGAUGACCUGAUCUUUGGUCCAUUAGCCAUGCUUCGUUGGAUUUAUUACAUGAUUCACCUACUCAUAUUGAUGUUUUAUUUUCCUAUCUUUGUGUUUUAUUUCCUCUUCUGGAAGGUUGCAACCAGAGUAGUUCCACCAAUUAAGCGUAUCGAGAAGAAAAUGAAGGAACAGAAAGCAGCAAAAGAAGUUUUAAAAUUGGUAUGUGAUGAAAUAGAGAAGUUGGAAUUCCCUGAUGCUCAUCCUCUGUAUUAUAGAGUUGUUCUUGAGGCUGCACGUCAAAACAUUUAUGAGGUUGUUGAUGAGAUUUUAAUGAGAUCUCCUAAAGCAGUUCGAUAUAAAGAUGAGAGUGGGUAUGACGUUAUACAGUUAGCAGUUAUACAUCGUUCAGAAAAAGUCUACAACCUUAUCCAUACCAUUGGGGAGCGUAAGAGUGUUUACAGAACGAUCGAAGAUUCUUCUAAGAACAAUAUGUUGCACUUGGUUGGAAGAUUACCUCCUUUUCAGAAACUCAGACAUAGAAGAGGCCCAGCAUUACAGCUACAAAAAGAGCUUCACUGGCGCCAGGAAAUUGAGAAGCUCGUGUUUCCCACUGGCACUAUAAAAGAUAACACUUUCAAAGAGACACCAGAUAAGGUGUUCAGAAGGGAGCACGAAAAUAUGGUGAAGGAAGCAGAAAAGUGGAUGAAAGCAGUAGCAGAAUCAUGCAGCAUCACUGCAGCACUAAUUACCACAAUUGUGUUUGCGGCAGCCAUUACAGUACCAGGUGGAAGCAAUCAAGAAACAGGCAUCCCGGUGUUUACAAAAGAAAUAGCUUUCACGAUCUUUGCUGUAUCAGAUUCAAUCUCACUAUUUGCAUCCAGCACAGCAUUACUGAUGUUCUUGUCGAUCCUCACAGGAAGUUUUGAUGAGAGAGAUUUUCUAGUCAUUUUGCCAAGACGACUGAUGAUUGGUCUUUGUGCGUUGAUGCUAUCUACAACUGCCAUGAUGGUGGCCUUUGGGGCAACGUUGUUCAUUGUCUUUUCUCAUAAAAGACCAUGGAUGCUUGCUCCAAUUUGUUUAUUAUCUUCGGUCCCGAUUGCGACUUUUGGUGCUCUUCAAAUCCCCCUCAUAAUGUUAUCUAUGAAUCCACCACAAGUUCAUUUAAAUGCACCCGAACCCAGAGCCAGACCCGAACCCGAAUCCGAAUUUGAAUCCGAACUCGAAUCUGAAUCCGAAUCCGAAUCCAAAACCAAACCCGAACCUGAAUUCGUUACACAUGAUGAACCUGACUAG